UAGAAAAGAUACACAUCAAGUUACAAAACAUAGCAAAAGUGAAGAUGUCGAUAUCAUUGAGGUAGGUAGAAGUAGAGGUUGCAUGGAUUUCACCAAUAGUAACUAAGUUGGGGAUCGGAUCCAGAACUGGAACAUGGAGGAGGCAGCGACCGGGUUUACUUCCCGAAGACUAUUGAUUCUAUUCUUUACCGUUCUAUUCACAGCAGCCGCUAUUGAGUCGACAGAGCGGUAACAUUGGCGAUGCAGUCUUGAGUUCCUCUCAGCCCAAAGGGAGUAAAUCGCAAGUUUACAUUUUUAAGGGUUUACAGUUUGAAAUCGUGUCUAACAUGUUAAAUCCACAUGUUUAAACUUUAAAGUAAAAACAGCAAGAAAAUCACAAAGGAAACAUAUGAAAGAAAAUCACAAAGGAUGGCGGCCGUGGAAAAUUUUCUGGAUAACUCUCAAAAUCUAGAGGAAGAUGAUGAAAAUAUUACUGUUAUGCCAUUGAUGAAUAAAAAGUAAAACAAAAACAAAAAAAAAAGGUUCUUGGUUACGAACUCGGGAACUGGAAAACUAUUUACCAAGCCAAUAACCACCAGACCACAGAAACAAUCAAUGUUUGUUGCAUAAUUCACAUAAUUAUAUAUACAAUUUUCAAAAAUAGUGAAAUAAACCCCAAAAUUAAUCUCUGAUUAAUCGUUGAUUAAUCUCCGAUUAAUCGUCGAUUAAUCUCCGGCUUUUUAUCAACUCGCUAUGUCCAGCUCAACCGCCCGACUCACGUCUAGUGCAAUUUCGAACAUGACAUAGACCUAAUACAAAAAGGUCAAUUAUAACUUUUAAGUAAUUUUACUUGGAUUAAAUAUGAUAAAUCAAAUCAACCCCCACAAGCAUUAAAAACUACAUUAAAGACCAAUAUAAAGAGACCACAAGAGGUUCACUCCAAACUGCAAUUUUGUUAUUUCAUGUAAAAGAGAUGAAGUCAAUCUUAUCCAGCACUUCCCUCGACUCUUCCUUCUCUCUCUCCAAACGUUACUUCAACUGGAAGAAGAAGAAGGUUCAAGAAAAAGACGAAGAGGAGGAAGUAGAAGACGAUCACAACAACAACAACGAAGAAAAGAUCUUGACACGUUUCAACUUUUCCUCCGACCCGACACAACCAGAUCAGUUCCAUACUCAACACGUGAUGCAAAAGAAGAAGAAGAAAAAGACAAUAGAGAAGAUCCGUUAUGCACUCGGGUUCUCCAACUCGGGUCUAGGUUUCCGGGUCGUGGGUACGUUAUUCGGAAACCGUCAUGGACACGUGUACUUCGCCGUACAGGAUGACCCGACCCGUUUACCAGCUGUUCUGAUCCAGCUACCGACUCCGACGAGCAUACUCGUCAAGGAAAUGGCUUCGGGACUUGUAAGGAUCGCGCUGGAAACGGCAGCGUUUAAGAGGGACUCGAAGAAGCUUCUUGAAGAGUCUACGUGGAGAACGUACUGUAACGGCAAAAAGUGCGGUUACUCGGCCAGGAAAGAGUGUGGAGAGGCGGAGUGGAGAGUGUUGAAGGCGGUGGGGCCUAUUACGAUGGGUGCCGGAGUCUUACCUGCGGCGGCAACGGCGGGGGAAGAAGGGAAUGAAGCGGUGGGGUCCGAGAAAGGUGAGCUCAUGUACAUGAGAGCCCAGUUCGAGCGGGUUACCGGGUCCAGAGACUCGGAGGCCUUUUACAUGAUGAAUCCUGAUGGGUCAAGUGGUGGGCCUGAGCUUAGUGUAUAUUUUCUAAGGGUUUAAGGGGGAAAAACACAAAUUAGUAAUGAUUAAAGAUGGUAGAUUGUGUUUUUGACUAUGGUGUUUUUGUUUAAAUGAUGGGAUAAUGUCAUAUGGGAAAUGUUAUUUAGAACUUAGAAGCAAUAUUGUAUGAAAUCAUUGUUUCUUUCGCA
Molecule: messenger RNA, 1899 nt
Organism: Brassica napus (rape)
Lineage: Eukaryota; Viridiplantae; Streptophyta; Magnoliopsida; Brassicales; Brassicaceae
Product: protein MIZU-KUSSEI 1
Exons: 1
Coding region: 953-1750 (265 amino acids)
Biological process (GO): hydrotropism
Source: RefSeq, a predicted model, not a curated record